AUGGCUUCUAGUUUCUUACGGGCACCGCAAAUAAUUUACAAACAAUUUACGAGACCCCUAAUCAGCACCCGGUUCAAGCCCUCACGAGCCCUUUAUUCCGAAGUUUGUUAUCCAAAAAGCCACGCCGCGUCGCACCAUUCAAAGUUUGGCCAAAGAUUGGGAAAAUUGGCUCUAGGUCUUUUCUUGACUAGUGCUGGAUUCGUUAUGGCGGCCUUACCUGCGUUUAAAGCUGCCGAUGAAUACUUGAAUCCUCCAACAGACGCAGAAACACUUACCCUCUUUACGCCCGAGAACGAGAAAUCGAGAGAAGUUGAGGAGUUUAUCACAUCUCAUUCAUUGGCUAACCAGCUACGAUCCAAGCCUGAGUUUUCCGAAUCUCGGCCUCAUCUCAAGGUACCUGAGUCACAGAGGGGUCAUAACCUCACAGCGGGAACUUUAAUGGGUGAUGGUAAAGUUGUGGUUCCUCCGUUUGUUUGGACUGAGGAGAAUGGAAAAUCUUUAGUUUCUAUAAUGUAUUUGGGAUCGGAUUUGUGCGGUCACCAGGGUCUCGUACAUGGAGGAUUUUUGGCAACUCUUCUCGAUGAGGGUCUUGCAAGAUGUUGUUUUGCUGCACUUCCAAACAAAAUCGGUAUGACGGCCAACCUCAACAUUAAUUUCAGAGCCCCAGCCUAUGCUGAGUCUUAUUUCGUUCUGAGAGCUAAAACUACCAAAGUUGAAGGUCGGAAAGCUUGGGUCGAGGGUCACAUUGAAACGCUGGUCGCUGAUGACGAAACACCCGUUGUGCUUGCUGAUGCUUCUGCCUUAUUUAUUGAGCCUAGGCAAGCAGCAAGUAUGGCUCGCGUUUAUCCUGUCCAGUAG
Blumeria graminis f. sp. triticale is the source of this 858-nucleotide messenger RNA. The record is from the annotation of a GenBank genome assembly. Lineage: Eukaryota; Fungi; Ascomycota; Leotiomycetes; Helotiales; Erysiphaceae.